AUGGCCCCAACCACCCUAAGUGACCUCCAGCCAUCAGCCACGAUUGAUGCCAAGCCUACAACGGUCUCUAUCCCAUCGAGCAGGCCCGAGAAGCCUCCUCCAGUCCAGGUUCUAGGCAAGACCAAGAGCGGCAAGACGCUGAAGAUUCGCAGCUACCCACAGUUCGACAACCUAGAAGACGAGCGCCUCUACCGCAAGCAGCAUCUCGCCGCUGCAUUCCGCGUCUUUGCGGACAGGGGCUUCGAUGAGGGCGUUGCAGGACAUAUCUCUGUUCGCGACCCUAUUUUGACUAACCACUUUUGGAUAAACCCUCUCUCCGCACAUUUCUCACUAAUCAAAGUCUCCGACCUUGUUCUUGUCGACGAGGAUGGAAACGUCGUUGAGGGCGACGAACCUGUCAAUCUCCCAGCCUUCGCUAUCCACUCCGAGAUCCACAGGGCGAGACCUGACGUGAACGCCGCCUGCCAUGCACACAGCGUCGCAGGAAAAGCCUUCUCAUGCUUCGGGCGUGAGCUCGAAAUGAUAACCCAGGACUCGCUGCGCUUCUACAAGAGUCACGCUGUGUAUCGCGAGUUCCGGGGAGUAGUUCUGGAUGGGGAAGAGGGGAAGCGGAUUGCGAAGGCGCUUGGGGACGGCAAGGCUGCGAUCUUGCAGAAUCAUGGACUGUUGACAGUGGGGCAAAGUGUAGAUGAAGCGGCAUUCUGGUUUAUUAGUCUUGAUAAGACUUGUCAUGCGCAGUUGCUGGCUGAUGCAGCGGCGGCCGCGGGAUAUAAGAAGAUUAUCAUUGACGACGAGGAGGCCGCUUAUUCGGCACCACAGGUUGGCGGACCCGAGAAAGGGUGGUUGGCGUUCCAGCCGUACUAUGAUGAGCAGGUUGCGAAGACGAAGGGGGAAUUUCUGUUGUAG
Molecule: messenger RNA, 906 nt
Organism: Aspergillus nidulans FGSC A4
Lineage: Eukaryota; Fungi; Ascomycota; Eurotiomycetes; Eurotiales; Aspergillaceae
Product: class II aldolase/adducin family protein
Exons: 2
Coding region: 1-906 (301 amino acids)
Source: RefSeq, a predicted model, not a curated record